AUCCGUCCGCGACAUCAUUCUUGUAGCAUGAUAUGCUAACCAACAGUGCAGAACGAGUUGAGCAUUUAUUUUCGUAAAAGUGUUUUUAUUUGGGAAGGAGGUAAAAUGUCUUUAUAUGAUGAUUUGGGGGUCGCAACGAGUGACACUAAAACAGAAGGAUGGUCUAAAAACUUUAAACUGCUUCAGUCUCAGCUGAAAGUGAAGAAAGCUGCAUUGACACAAGCAAAGACUCAGAGGACGAGACAGUCAAAUGUUCUUGCUCCGGUUAUCGAUCUAAAGAGAGGAAGUUCAGGGGAUGACAGACAGAUCUCUGAUACACCUCCACACAUCGCUGCAGGGAUGAAGGACUCUGUGUCAGGUGGGUUUUCAUCCGGAGAUGUGCUGAUUCCAUUGGCUGACGAGUAUGACCCCAUGUUUCCCAACGAUUAUGAGAAAGUGGUGAAGAGACACCGAGAGGAACGACAAAGACAGAGAGAGCAGGAGCGGCAGAAGGAGAUUGAGGAGAGAGAGAAAGAAGACAGCAUCUCUGCAACUUCUGAAAGUCAACAACAGUGUUUUACUGUAGCGUUACAUAAAAAGAAACGUAAAGAGAGGCAUGAAGGAGGGGGAGCUCCAACCGGAUUUUCACGUUUCCCGAAUCCCGAAGGCGAAUCAGAUGAGGAGGAGGAUUUUGAGAGAGAAAAGAGGAAGAGGAGUAUGGGUGGAGCUGCCAUCGCUCCUCCGACAUCACUAAUGGAUCGAGAAUCAUCAUAUUCAUAUGACGAAGAAGGUCGCCAGAGGUCGAAAGCUGCUAUCCCACCCCCUGUGUUUGAUGACUUGGAUAGACCACGGUCUCCCCCUGGACCAACUAAUUCAUUCCUGGCCAACAUGGGUGGUACCGUGGCUCAUAAAAUCAUGCAGAAGUAUGGAUUCCGUGAAGGACAGGGUCUGGGGAAACACGAGCAGGGCUUGAGCACGGCGCUGUCAGUGGAGAAAACCAGCAAGCGUGGGGGCAAGAUUAUUAUUGGAGACUCAACAGAAAAGACAUCUGCAUCCAGUCAGAAUUUGGCUGAUCCACAUGGCUCUAAUUCAGCGGAUCCCUCAAAGAAAAACGAUACCAACCCUCUUACAGAGAUUCUCAAAUGUCCAACAAAGGUGGUGUUGCUGCGGAACAUGGUUGGAAGGGGAGAGGUGGACGAAGACCUGGAAGGCGAGACUAAAGAAGAGUGUGAGAAAUAUGGCAAAGUCACCAAGUGCGUCAUCUUUGAGAUCUCAGGUGUGACUGACGACGAGGCCGUCCGCAUUUUCUUGGAGUUCGAACGGGUCGAAUCGGCUAUUAAAGCUGUGGUGGAUCUGAAUGGGCGGUACUUUGGAGGUCGGGUGGUGAAGGCCUGUUUUUAUAACUUGGAUAAGUUCCGUGUUUUAGACCUGGGGGAUCAGAUGUGAGUGGGAGAUCCAGACCUACACAACCAGGAAAGAGUAAACACCAGGAAGAAAUCGUUUCUGUAUAUAGCACGAGUAAUUUUAUACACCCUUGUAAAACAUUAGCUUAUGUGCCCCUUCCCGCAAUGCGUUUUGUAAUGAGGAUUUAAUUUGCUCUUUUUUUUUUUUUAUUCCUUCUUGUCUCUUUCCCUCUCUAACGUCACAGUUAAAAAUAUCCUUUUGUCCUGUCCUUGUGAAUAAGAUGUGAUGAAGAACCCAGAAUUAAAAAAGCUUUUGGGAGAAUAACUUUGAGGGUUGGUUCUGUUUAAAAAGGUAAAAUGUGUCUCUUUAAAUGUUCAACUUUUUCAUAUCUCUGCACUUUUAGACUUUCAUUGUGGUGCUUUCAAAGCAAUGGUGUGGGUUUUACGCGAAUACUCCAGUAGUUACUACAUGGUUUUACAGAAAAGAACAAUUGCAUACUGAUGUUGAAUGGGGUGAUGAUGAUGAUGGUUAUAAUGAAUGAGUCCUGGUUCAUGAUUUAUAUAACCAGACACCUUGUCCCUGUGCGACUCUAGAAAGUAGGAAACCUACAUUCCUCUGUUGUGACAUAACGGUGACUCCCAUGAGCCCUCACUCUAUGAUCCACACACUAUUGAUAGACUAAAAGUAUUAAGCUUUUUCUUAAUGCGUGUCUUGACCCUAAUGGAAAUAGGGUUUUGUGUGUUGCUCAAUGAACAGUGACUUCAGUACA
Messenger RNA from Rhinichthys klamathensis goyatoka, 2152 nucleotides. RefSeq names its product RNA binding motif protein 17 (gene rbm17). The transcript is spliced from 14 exons. Gene Ontology annotation, biological process: alternative mRNA splicing, via spliceosome; mRNA cis splicing, via spliceosome. NCBI's taxonomy places the organism in Eukaryota, Metazoa, Chordata, Actinopteri, Cypriniformes, Leuciscidae. The record is from RefSeq and is a predicted model, not a curated record. Gene Ontology annotation, cellular component: precatalytic spliceosome. Bases 106 to 1425 code for a protein of 439 amino acids. Gene Ontology annotation, molecular function: RNA binding.